Messenger RNA from Chenopodium quinoa (quinoa), 1342 nucleotides. Its product is annotated as homocysteine S-methyltransferase 1-like. The record is from RefSeq and is a predicted model, not a curated record. Gene Ontology annotation, biological process: S-methylmethionine cycle. Lineage: Eukaryota; Viridiplantae; Streptophyta; Magnoliopsida; Caryophyllales; Amaranthaceae. Gene Ontology annotation, molecular function: S-adenosylmethionine-homocysteine S-methyltransferase activity; zinc ion binding. The coding region runs from base 188 to 1183 and encodes 331 amino acids. The transcript is spliced from 7 exons.
AUUCCAUUGAAUAAUGCGCAUAUGACUGACCAGGUGAGAAACCACAAAUUAAUUUCAAUUCAAAAACAAUAAAAGCACAACACAACACAAGCGCUAGCGUUACCUUAAAUCCUUCCAUGUCUGCUCUUUCGUAAAGCUUUCUCUUAUUAACUCAUACCUUCUCCUACAUUCUAGAGAGAGAAAAAGAAUGGGUAAAGAAGAAGCAAAAGCAACGUCAUUGCUAAAAGAAACGAUAGAAAAAGCAGGAGGAUGCGGUGUUAUUGACGGAGGGCUUGCUACUCAGCUUGAAAUCCACGGCGCCUCUUUUGACGAUCCUCUUUGGAGCGCCGUCUGCUUAAUCAAUGAUCCUCAUCUUAUCAAACGGGUUCAUUUGGAAUAUUUGGAAGCUGGUGCAGAUGUUUUGGUUACUUCAUCUUAUCAGGCAACCAUUCCAGGAUUUCUGUCAAGGGGCCUGUCAAUGCAAGAAGCAGAGUCAUUGCUGGAGAAGAGUGUUAGAUUAGCUAUUGAUGCCCGUGAUGAGUUUUGGAAUGCUGUUAAUAAAAAUGCUGAAAAUAGUUAUAAUAAGGCCUUGGUGGCAGCAUCAGUAGGCAGUUAUGGAGCUUAUCUUGCUGAUGGCUCAGAAUACAGUGGAAAUUAUGGACAAAAUAUUGAUGUGGCGAAGCUAAAGGAUUUCCAUAGGCGAAGAGUACAAGUUUUAGCUGGAGCUAGUCCGGACAUAUUAGCAUUCGAAACAAUUCCCAACAGACUUGAAACUCAGGCUAUUGUUGAGUUGCUUGAGGAAGAAAAUAUCCACAUUCCAUCAUGGAUCUGCUAUAGCUCAGUAGAUGGCGAGCACGCCUCAUCAGGAGAGAGCUUCGAAGAAUGUCUCAAUGUUGUCAAUAAGAGUAAGAAAGUUGCAAUAGUAGGAAUAAACUGUGCACCACCACAAUAUGUAGAUGGUCUAAUUCGCAAAUUUAAGAAGCUGACAGACAAAGUGAUAGCAGUUUAUCCGAACAGUGGUGAAACAUGGGAUGGCAAAGCAAAGAGAUGGCUGCCACCUAAAUGUUCGAAGGAUGAUGAUUUUGGAUCAUUAGCUAUAAGAUGGCGUGAUUCAGGAGCUAAACUUAUUGGUGGGUGUUGUAGGACAUCGCCUGCAACUGUUCGGGAUAUUUCAAAAGCCAUGAAGAGAAACCUUGAUUUGUAAUUUUUUUGUUUUUAAACAUUAGUUUACUUGUGCAAUUCCUAUAAACAUCCUGUUUUGUUUGCUAUUCUCGUCACUUGCUCCCUAGUCACUCCCUCUCUUCUUUAAGGGAAAGAAAAUGUACACUUCUUCGUUUCAUAUUAUUCUUUCCGCUUUGAUCAA